This is a messenger RNA of Gossypium arboreum, 1524 nucleotides long. RefSeq lists its product as uncharacterized. The transcript is spliced from 4 exons. The coding region runs from base 1 to 1524 and encodes 507 amino acids. The record is from RefSeq and is a predicted model, not a curated record. NCBI's taxonomy places the organism in Eukaryota, Viridiplantae, Streptophyta, Magnoliopsida, Malvales, Malvaceae.
AUGCAAGAGCGGAUUGCUGACAAAUGCUCAAACCAGAGGUUCAAAGUUUCUUUCAUCCAUGCCCGCUUGAGCUCUAUUGUAAUUUUUAUGGAUUUCGGUGUAAUGCUUGUUUUGGAGAAAUCUCUUCAAGCCAUCGCUAUCGAUGCAAUUGUCUGUGCCAUUUGUGAAAAGCUCUGCUCUUCUUCUUCUUCUACCUACGGUUGCACGGAAUGCAAGUUUUUCCUUCAUAAAUCUUGCAUGACAAGCAUUCCUCGACAGUUGAUCAAUCAUCUCAUCCAUCCCUGCACUCUCCUAUUCCUCACAAAUCCUAACUCUUUCCGCUGUGAUAAAUGCGGUGAAGAUGUUUUCUCCAGAAUACAGUUCAGCUACCGUCCAUGUUAUUUCGAUCUGCAUGCCAAAUGUGCCCUACUUCCCACUGUAGACUCUGAAGAUGCCAAGGAGAUCCAACAUUUCAGCCACCCACAUCCACUAGCACUCAUCGAAAACCAUAAAGAUUUCAACAACGAACCUCGAUGUGUGGCAUGUGUGGAAACUUGCUUAGCUCCCACACCAACUUUCAGGUGUAGCCGCAGAUCAUGCAACCACUUCUUUUUACACAAAUCAUGCGCUCUUAAAUUACCUUAUCUCCCUACAAGUAUUCAAUCUCCUUGUCAUGACUAUCCCGCCGGUCACCAACUCACCAUCACAUCCCUUCCAUACAAUGAUGAAAUCCGUACUUGUAGUGCAUGUCGUCGGGGCUUUGAUUCAUCUUUCAUAGCAUAUAGCUGUCGGGAAGAUGAUUGUGGGUUUAACCUUCACUUGGAUUGUAGUAAGCUCGAACCCUCUUUUGUUCUCGAUGGCCAUGACCAUUUUCUCACUCUCAUUGAGAAAGUAGCCGCUAUGACUUGCCAUUUUUGUGGUGCAAAUUGCUGUAACUUCAUUCUUCGAUGUUUGGAAUGUAACAUAAACAUCCAUAUCCAGUGUCUUCCAUCAGCACCCAAAACAAUAAGCCACAAAUCUCAUCUCCAUCCUUUACUACUUACAAAGUCUCCUUUGGAAUAUGGGUUGAACUCAAAAGAAGAAGCUUAUAAUUCUGAGGAUGAAUUUUAUUGCGAUGUGUUGCCAAUUCUCCGUAAGAAGUACAUUUGGUCAAGUGAAGAAGAAUUUUCAAAUGAAGAAGAAUUUUUAAGUGAAGAAGAACAAGAUGAAGAAGAAAUUUCAAAGGAGGAUGUGAGUGAAGAAGCUAAGUCCUUUCUGGAAAUCCCAAAGUUGCAUGUGGAAAAGAUCUUACUAAACUGCAUCAGAUUAAAUGAAAGACAACAUAUAUUAGAAGUGGAAAUGAAGGAACGAAAAGCUGAAAUGAAGGAACGAAAAGCAAAAAAGAACGAACUAAAAGCAGAAUUUGAGAAGGCAAACCAUCUAUUAGAGACACUAACUGAAGGUUACCCAGAUUUGUUAAGUUCACUAGUGCGAGAUAACCUUCAUUGGAGAGAUCUGAUCAUCCGUUCCAAGGUGCGACAUUUCUCUUUUAAGAUUUUCCAUUAA